ACUUUUCUUUCCCUCCCACUCUUCCCUCCUUCUAACCCAAUUACUUUUCUCUGCCCCCUCCCUUCCCUCCUUCUAACCCAUCUGUGAUCUGUAUUAAUAAGUCCUCACAUCCUCCCCAUCUCUCUGAACCAGCCUACCAGGUCUCUUUUGAACACUGCACACGGUAACCUACUCACAUAGAAAAGCAGAGAGAAAAUGCAGAAGAGUUCUUCAGCGUCGUCUUUCGGCCCCGGCGGCCUCGACCUCACCCAAGCCUUCUUCCGGCCAAUUCAAAACACCGCCCCUCCCUCGCCCACCAAGCGCCACACCAAGAUCUCCGUCAUCGGCGCCGGCAACGUGGGCAUGGCCAUAGCCCAGACCAUCCUCACACAAGACCUCGCCGACGAGCUCGCCCUCGUCGACGCCAUUCCCGACAAGCUCCGCGGCGAGAUGCUCGAUCUCCAGCACGGCGCCGCCUUCCUCCCCCGCACCAAAAUCCUCGCCGACGUCGACUACUCCAUCACCACCGGCUCCGACCUCUGCAUCGUCACCGCCGGCGCCCGCCAGAUCGCCGGAGAAUCCAGGCUGAACCUCCUCCAGCGCAACGUCGCUCUGUUCUCCCGCAUCGUUCCUCCGCUGGCGCGCUACGCGCCGGAUUCCAUCUUGAUGAUCGUCUCCAACCCGGUGGAUGUGCUGACUUACGUGGCUUGGAAGCUUUCCGGAUUCCCCUCGAACCGGGUUAUCGGGUCGGGCACGAACCUUGACUCGUCUAGGUUCAGAUUUCUCAUCGCAAACCAUCUCGACGUCAACACUCAGGAUGUGCAGGCGUACAUUGUUGGGGAACACGGCGACAGCUCGGUGGCGCUGUGGUCAAGCAUAAGCGUGGGGGGAGUGCCGGUGCUGAGCUUCCUGGAGAAACAGCAGAUCGCAUACGAGAAGGGAACGCUGGAGAACAUCCACAGAGAAGUUGUGCAGAGUGCGUACGAAGUGAUAAGCCUGAAGGGCUACACUUCCUGGGCAAUUGGCUACUCGGUGGCCAACCUCGCGCGAUCCCUGCUCAGAGACCAGCGGCGGAUCCACCCCGUCUCCGUCCUGGCGAGGGGCUUCUACGGCAUCGACGGCGGCGACGUGUUCCUGAGCCUGCCGGCGCAGCUGGGCAGGGGCGGAGUCGUCGGCGUCACCAACAUCCAUUUGACCGACGAGGAGGCGCAGAGGCUCAGGGACUCCGCCAAGACCAUCCUGGAGUUGCAAACUCAGUUGGGCAUCUGAGGUUCAAGGGUGGUGAUAAUUAAUUCGUGUUAAAGGUUAAUUUAAGUUGAUGGUUAAUUGAUUGAUGUCAUUAAUUUCAGUUUCCCAUUUUUGAGAUAUGGGAUUUUUUGUGUGUUUCUCAUGAAUAUAAGAGUCCAGGGAUUUAUAUGGAAAUGGAAUAAUACUAGGGUACCAGGGAUAAUGUGCUCCUAGCACUAAAAA
Malania oleifera is the source of this 1449-nucleotide messenger RNA. Its product is annotated as L-lactate dehydrogenase B-like. Gene Ontology annotation, molecular function: L-lactate dehydrogenase (NAD+) activity. The transcript has 2 exons. NCBI's taxonomy places the organism in Eukaryota, Viridiplantae, Streptophyta, Magnoliopsida, Santalales, Ximeniaceae. Gene Ontology annotation, biological process: carboxylic acid metabolic process. The record is from RefSeq and is a predicted model, not a curated record. Gene Ontology annotation, cellular component: cytoplasm. The coding region runs from base 196 to 1248 and encodes 350 amino acids.